Molecule: messenger RNA, 213 nt
Organism: Arctia plantaginis
Lineage: Eukaryota; Metazoa; Arthropoda; Insecta; Lepidoptera; Erebidae
Source: the annotation of a GenBank genome assembly
AUGUACGGUGUAGUGGCGGGGCAGAAGCGGGGCACCAACAGGACUAAACAGCUUCGAGAUCAGAAUGCAGAAGAAAAGGACUCGGAAAAGUGCGGCCUCACUGAGAAGCUAAUGCAGUACCUCAAGAGAAGGUUCAACCCUCCCGCAGGUGAGUUCAUUCCAUCUUUUGACGUGCAGGCUGUACAGUUAGUUAUAAAACAACCUUUUCAAUAG